UUAAUUUAUACAAGUGUAUUUUACAUGUACAAGCAUUAUAUUACUAAGGUGGUGGAAGAUGACGGUCGAGUGUCUCCUGCUAGCGCGGAUGACGUCACCGACCGACCCUCCUCCACUAAGUCCGGUGACAGCGACUAUCCAGAGCCUAGCACAAAGCAAGUGUCAACUGACAAGGACACGACCAGUCCAGAGAGCAAUAGUCUCCUGGACCCGUCGGUACUGUCUGACUUCACGACUCAAGCUCUUGUACUGACCGUACUCGCUACACUAGUUAAAUACACGACAGGUGAGUUAUGCUGUUGUAGAUAAUAAUAUGUAAUUAUAUAAAGAACAGGAUGCUAUAGCUGCACUACCGCUUAACUUAGUUUACUUAGCUUCAAGUGAAGAAUCAUUCGUUUAAAAGUCGAUAUUAACCCAAUAUCUAACUCACUUACUCGCUUUAAUUCUAUUGAUAUUUGAGUGUGUUUGGUUCAAUCUGAUGCUAAUUAAAUCGUAGCCUAUGAAUGGUAUUGAACUUUGAGUGCACUUGACUGAAUCCGGUACCAAUUAAAUCGAAGCCAAUCGAGUUACGCAAUAUACCUGCUACCCGGCUUUUGGCAACUCUUUUAAGAAUACUCAUACUGAUCGAUUCCCCAGUACGAGAUAACCCGACCUUAUUAACAGUACACGAAAUACACUUUAUUUCUUCCAGACGAAGAUGAAAUAAGAAUACUGUACCAGUAUCUAGCUGAGGGUUCGGUGGUGUUCCCCAAAGUGUUCCCAGUGAUGUGAGUACAUACUUUAUUACUUUAA
Messenger RNA from Diatraea saccharalis (sugarcane borer), 792 nucleotides. Lineage: Eukaryota; Metazoa; Arthropoda; Insecta; Lepidoptera; Crambidae. The record is from the annotation of a GenBank genome assembly.